Messenger RNA from Anoplopoma fimbria (sablefish), 1682 nucleotides. Its product is annotated as mpv17-like protein 2. Bases 113 to 769 code for a protein of 218 amino acids. NCBI's taxonomy places the organism in Eukaryota, Metazoa, Chordata, Actinopteri, Perciformes, Anoplopomatidae. The transcript has 6 exons. The record is from RefSeq and is a predicted model, not a curated record. Gene Ontology annotation, biological process: mitochondrial ribosome assembly. Gene Ontology annotation, cellular component: cytoplasm; membrane.
CCCAAGCAGGUCGUGGGUCAGGGGGAUGUACCGAUGGACUAGUGUUUCUCACAUGGAUGUAUGAAGACCGCUCUGUGGUUCAGAUGACAGUAACAUUAAUUACUCUGCAGUCAUGCUUCCUCGGGUGGGUAAAGAGUUUCUCGUCCGGAUGCAGUUCAACUGGCGGCCGCUUUUCCAAGGCCGAGCCCUGUUGCUCACAAAUACCCUGAGCGGAGGGGUAUUAUUGGCACUGGGAGACAUCGUGCAGCAGAGCCGGGAGAACUUAAAGAAGCCAGGCAGAGUACGAGACUGGAGGAGGACAGGCUGCAUGUUCACGGUGGGCUGCUCCUUAGGUCCUUUGCUGCACUACUGGUACAUCUGGCUGGAUGGAGUAUUUGUGGGCAAAGCUCUGAAAACAGUGGGCAAGAAGGUUCUGGUGGACCAGGUGGUCGCCUCACCGUUUUUGGGGAUGUGGUAUUUUGUAGGUAUGGGUCUCAUGGAGGGACACACCUUAUCAGAAGGAUGGACGGAGUUUAAAAACAAGUUCUGGGAAUUUUAUAAGGUGGACUGUUGUGUUUGGCCUCCCGCUCAGAUGAUCAACUUUUACUUCCUCUCGCCCAAAUUCCGUGUUGUGUACAUUAACUUUAUCACCAUAGGGUGGGACACCUACCUCUCCUACCUCAAACACAGAGAUGACAGCCAACCCUCUGAGCUGCUAUCAGACAGCAGGGAUGUUGAUGUUCAGCAGGAAGCACUCACGUCCUCCAAACCUCUGGAGGAGAAACCUUAAAGAAGGAGUUCAUGCUCAAGUGUGAAGUCGUUCAUCGGAGGCAAAAGAACAUUUUUGCGUUUUUUCUAUGCUCAAACUUCUUUUCUGUCUUUGCAAAAUGUUCCAAGAGUUAAAAGGAAGGUCAUGUUUCCUCUGAUGAACCUUUCCUCUCUCAAGUUUAAAUCAGCCACAUUUCUGUCUGAGCUCAGUGGAGUUUAAGGAUGUUUAGGUGAAAACGCGGUACACUUUUCUCUUUAUGUCUGUAGAGUUUUAUUGUGUCUCUGUCCAGUGUGUCUGUAUACUUAUAUCUGAAACGUACACUCCUGUAGGAACAUUCAGGGAUGAAAAGCUGUUUAACUGCCUCUCAUGCUUAUAAUUCUGAUGAUAGUUUUUUUUUUUUUUUUAUCACAUCAGCAUAAUAGUGACUGCGGCCAUUAACAAAACCUUCCUGAAGGCAUUUAAAUGUUAGUUAGUUGUUGCAAGUUUUAAGUGUGAAACUACAAGAUUUUAAACUGUCCAAUAUCAAAAAGUGGCAUUCCUUUAUUUUUUUUUGCUGUGAAUGUUUCUGGUAUGAGAUGAAAGAAUCAGAAUGCUGUGAAACAGCUGCUUUGAUUAUUCUCUUUAAUAUUAACCUGUAUAAACUUUGCCUUGAUUUGUAGAUCAGUACUAUGUUUUGAUGCCAAAUAACUUUGUCUUCAGCUUAUCCGUUUGAGGUAUUUAUAAAAAAAAUUGCACGAUGAUGAUUAUGUGCUUAAAGAAAAUCUGUGACAGUAUUUAAAUCAAACCUGAUUUAAGACAGGCUGAAGAAAUUAUUUUAUUUUUAGCAGAAGUUUUAUACCUUGGACUUUAAAUGUGACUUGCUAUACUGUACUAAUUAUAUAUCUCCAGCUGCUAUUUUUUUAAUGAAUAUCUAAAUAUAUAAAUUGUGUCUAAA